UGUCGGUGACUUCAGCUUCAUAGGAAACAGUUAUUUUCUUUACACUAAGAAUGUACAGAAUUGUAUGAUUAGAGAGGCAAACCUAACGGCUGUUUCAUAGCCUUUGAAAACACGAAUUUUUGAUGUCUCGCCGGUGAUAGCUACGAUUUUUCCAACAUGGCAGCGAACCAUGCUCGGGCGCUCGAUGAAAGAUGACCAUAGAGAAAAAACGAUACAACCCUCGGUGCUUCUUUGAUGUGCAGAUCGGGGACGAGUCUGCGGGAAGGAUUGUUUUUGAACUGUUUGCAGACGUCUGCCCUAUCACAUGUGAGAACUUCCGGGCCCUUUGCACAGGAGAAUGUGGCAUAGGCAAGACAACGGGCAAGCCACUCCACUACAAAGGUGCAAAGUUUCACCGUGUCAUUCGCAGCUUUAUGAUCCAGGGGGGAGACUUCUCUGUUGGUAAUGGAAGCGGUGGGGAAUCCAUCUAUGGUGGGACUUUCAAAGAUGAGAGCUUUGAGCUCAAGCAUGAUCAGCCAUACCUGCUGUCCAUGGCCAACCGGGGCAAGGACACUAAUGGAUCGCAGUUCUUCGUAACAACACAGCCAACACCUCAUCUUGAUGGGGUGCACGUGGUUUUUGGGCACGUGAUCAAGGGUGAGGAUGUGGUGCAGGCCAUUGAGUCCCAGCCUGUUGAUGGCAACAGCUGCCCUGUGCAGCCAGUGAUCAUCGCCAACUGCGGCGAGCUCGUGCUAAAGCGCAAGCACAAAGACAAGAAGCACAAGCGAUCAGCAUCCAAUGCACCCAGUACUGGAGCAGAGGAAGGCUCCUCAGCAGAGAAGACCUCGGAACACAAACACCGCAAGCACCACAAGCACCACUCCAAAAAGUCCCGCAAGGACAAAUCACGCAAACGGGACGCCAGCGGGGACAAGCAGGCAGACAAGGUGGACGACGACGCUGAGCAGUCCUUUGUCAAGCCUGAGGAGAUACCUGAGGUCCCUGCAAACAACUUUUUGAUGCGGCGUGUACCUGAUGAGCCGGCACCUAACUACAUGCAGCAAGGCCGUAGAAUGGGGAGCUUCUACAGCCGUCGUCCUCAGGUCUCCCGCUCAGGCCGCAAGAUCAAAGGCCGUGGCUUCAUGCGCUAUCGGACACCAUCACCUGAAGGCAGUCGUUCUGGAAGCGAGACACCACCUCAUUGGAGGCAGGCACAAGCACGGAUGCGGCCCCUCCGUGACUACCUUGAGCUACAGGAUGGCGAGGAAGAGGUUGGCCGAGAAGAACAGUUACCUGAGGAGGGAGAGCUCACCAAUCAUACGGAGCAGGCCUCGAAAGAAAAGGAAAAAGAAAAUAGGUCACGGCGUAGCCCAAGUCCCUCAGAUAAGCGGCGCGAGCGACGUGAUCGGAAUGUUGACCGCAAUCACGACAGAAACCAAGACAGAAACCAAGACAGAAAUCAAGACAGAAAUCAAGACAGAAAUCAAGACAGAAAUCAAGACAGAAAUCGUGACCGCUACAGAGACAGGCGAGAACGCCGCGAUCGGGACACAAGCCGUCGGUCACCACACCGAAACACCCAGGACGAAAACCAGCCACUGCCUGGUGGGGACGAGCAGCCACGGCGGCGGCAGCGUAAGUUUGAGGAAGAUCCACGGUCCAAGAAGACUUCGAGGGAGGAGCGAUCACCAAGAAGACGUUCCCGUUCACCUAGAGAGCGGCAGACACGGCAGCGGCCCAAUGAAGACAAGAGUGGUGGAAAGCCAUCAGGGUCUAGGCAACACGAUGUCCUGACAACAUCCAACAAGGAGAGGAGCCGUGAAAACAAGGCAAAGUCUCCUCAGAGCAGUAAAGACAAGCAACAAAGGUCGCACCUCUCGCAUUCUACGCAGAGCUCUAGACCUACAAGACCUCACGUGUCAUCUUCUUUGAAGCCAGCCUCAAAGGGAUCAACAGAGACAAACCAUCGUGCUGAGAAAUCGGGUGGCGGUGCAGCAGCAUCUGCCACUACGGGCCGGCACACAGCGCUUCGGUCAUCUUCUGAGAAGGGAGCAGCCUCAUCCUCUUCAGCGCAGCAGGGGUCUACGGUGAUGUCACGCCCUUCGCGCAAGUUUGAAGAGAAUCCACCACCAACUCGAGGUUCCACAGAAGCAGCAGUCGAAGAGGUGGCCUCUGCAGUUCUUCGCUCUAGGCUUCCACUGGCACAGCUGCUCGAUCCGACAGAACCACUUCCACCAGGUGUGGAGCCAGAUGAGAUAUCAUCUGGCCUGAACACUGCCAGCUCCUUGCCCCUGUCACAAGUCAAGUGGAGCAGUGGGGGUUCUUCCAGUACAUCUGGUGUGACGCCAGUGCCACCAUCCACCACCAGCCGAUGGCAGAGUGCUCCCUCCACAUCAAAGCCCACUGAAUUGAAGCAGUUAGACCGUUCAUCCCAAUCUACAUCACAGUCAUCAUCGGCAUCGAAACCAUCCGCAUCCACUAAAGAGCCAGAGAAAGCAGGACUGGCAGACAAGGGACCAUCGGUAGCCAAGUCAUCCUCAGCGACUACCAAGCCUGGGCGCACAAGCCAGGCCAAAGAAGGUGCAAGUAAGGCCGAACAACCAGCGAACAAGCCAGCAGUCACAGCCACGAAGGGGGCGGCAGCAUCAACCAGCAGUUCCCGAUCUACUGCCAAGACAGCGAGGGAGACAUUACGGCGAGAAAAGGACGACUCGCCAUCAUCGCGUUCUCGCUCACGAAGCCGCAAGCGAGGUCGGAACCGAUCAUUGUCACAGCGUCGGCGCCGACGGUCGUCGUCUUCAUCGUCGACAUCGUCUUCAUCAUCCGACGGUGGUGGCAGUGGUAGCAGGCGGCGAACCAGGGGCGGCCGGAGUCGACGGCGCAGCAAGAGUGCCUCAACGUCAGACGGUUCACGUGGUGGGGGAAGCUCCCGCAGGGGCCGGAGGCGCCGAAGGCGAUCGUCCAGCUCCAGUUCAAGGUCGUCAAGUUCAAGUUCAAGUUCCAGCAGCGACGGCCAUGGCAGUAAUCGCCGAGGGCACCGGAAGAGGUCACCAGGUCGUCGCAAGAGCAGGCGCCAUAGAUCGAGCUCCAGUGGGUCAAGCAGCAGCGACUGAAGCUUUAUUAUUGCAGUUGAUAUCAUAGGGUGAGAAGAAAAACAUGUGCUGUAAGAGACCUCUUCCUAAUGCAGCAAGCUGGCUUUCUUGCAUGCCACUUUUCACUGGCGUUGCUUUACCGUUCGUGCCCAAGGCAGCCUUGUGGGGUUGGUGAUGUACAGCUCCGUUUUGUGCAAGCCCUGUGAAGCCAAAAUGAGGAGCAGCUGGUGCGCAGUGAAGAUUGUAGCUUGCAUAUUUCAAAAAUGGUUCCUGGCUGUCGGACAGUGCCAUGGCCUCAGAGAAAAACUUGGGAAGAUGGCACAUAGUCUGUUUCUCCAUUCUGCCCUUGACUUUGUGAUAUGGCAACCUGCAGUAAGGAAGUCAUUCAUUUUUCAGUUAAUGAAAAAUGAUUGCUCAUUGCACUGUUCUGUUAUUUUCUGGUUUCCUUUUGUCUUGAUUUCUUCUUUGUGGCAUAUCAUCAGUUUGCGUAAGCAAGCGCCCAUUCCUGGCCUGCCACAACCGUAAGAUAUGCGUCAUGUUACUCGAGCAAGCAUGAAUUGUCUAAUUUUUUGGAGUAUUUAGGAAAUGCUUAGCCACCAUCUAGGCGAAUGUCAGCCUGCGUGUGAAUUCCUGUAAUUGGAUUCACCUAAGGGUGAUCGAUUUCAGCUUGUCCAUAUGCAUAGCGAUUACUUGGCUGUUCAUCAGGGCGCACCUUUGGGACACUGCCAUAGUCGGUCACCUGUUAUUUCCAUCCCGACGUGGUGGCAGAUGACCAAAAACGAAGCUGUGGAGAGUCGCGAGUGUCUAUUCCUGCAUUUGAAGUAGAGAACAGCAGAUCGUCCCAGGAAUGGCAUCCUGUGAGCCUGCUCAUCUGCUGGACUUAGGGCUUCAUAUGGUUCUAAGUGAAUGCGAGGUCACUUUCUAAGACUUGUAUUUAAGAAAGACCGUGUAGAUUCCACAAAAGCAAUGCGAUCCAUCCAUGUGCUGCGUUGAUGUUGGAUAGGAGGACAUGUCCACGGAAUAAAACCUUUUAUAUCAAGGAUUCUUAUUUGAAUCCGGCCCUAUGGGGCUGAAUGGUGUGCAAGCGAGAAAGCAUCAUUUACAUAAGAAAUUUUGAUCUCGUAUGACAACAGUCAGGUGCAGAUGUUCUUAAUAGCCCCUACAAGCUACUUAUAAAUUGUCAUUGAGCAGUGGUAGGAAAACUCUUAAGCAAGCACAGUCAGUGAACUUCAUAAAGAAAAAAAUGAAUUGUAAAUGUUACCAGGUUAGGAUCAGCAAGGAACUGCUUGGUUAAAAAAAAAAAAAACUUUUCAUUUGUCAUUUAGUCAUUGCAUGCAUUGGCGUGGGUACCACUGGCAACAUUCAUGAUAAUUUGUUUGAGCGGUGUGUGCCAUGCUAUAUUCUGUAGGCUUGGGAGAAGAAGUAUGGAUAUGUCAUUUAGUGCCUCCUUGCAAGUUCGGUUGGUUUGUAGUCGGUAGCUUGGACCUCGGCUGUAGGCAUUCGUUCACUUUAGCAGUAAGCUUCUUUAUUUUGUUUUAUAAUAUUGAGGACCAGAAGCCCCUGUGCUCACACUGCUAUAACAUUGCACAAUACCCUUGUCCGAGCUUACUGUAUAAAGAUUUUGUUGCUUGUGAUAGCGGACAUCAUAAAAAGCAGUAUUGGUUGCAUUCUUGUCAUGGCUGCCUUUCCUAAAUUUAUACUGUGGCUCUGGAACUUUUUUUUUUUUUACAGUGGAAACUAUUAUUGUAAUGCAGACCUAGUAAAAACCUAUUAUGAAGGCUUCAUAGUGUUGCAGGAAAGCUGCAUUUAAUGAAUAAGGUCUUGACGCUGAAACUGUCAUCUGCUACCGAGCAUUGUCUUUUCACAAAGUUGUGCUAACACCAUUUUAAAUAUCUGGCUCUUGGCUGGGUGUUUUUCUCUUUGCAAUUGAACACCUUCUGACCUUGCAAUCUUAUGCGUCAAAGUGAAUGUUGCUUUGAAGCAUUUAUUUCUUGCAGGUAUGCUGUGAAAAGUGGUAACACAGGUGCAAAAAAUUGACUCAAGUACCUACAGAAUGAGAGCGGUUGACUACCUCCGACCUAGCCAUGUUUUCAAAGGGACAAACAACACUGAAAUUUGCCAGCAUUGGAAAUUAGAAAUUGCAGAUGUUUGCCUGGUUCCUUACCUUCUCUGCUACUCUGGAUAAAGUGUGAAAGAGAAUACAACACACAUAAGAAGGCACACAGUGCACCAACAACUGUCUGCACGAUCUUGUAAAUCCCUGCUUAAGCCAAAAGCAUGGUGGUGAAUUGCCCAGAAUAGGCCACCUCCUCUAUAACUCUGAAGCACUACCCAAGUCUUGAAAGGACUGAUAUUCUGGACAUAACUUCUCUGUUGACUGAAUGGCCAGAUGUGACUGCAGCCUGCAGGGCCCCGAAAUGUUGUCAUAGGUGUACUGUGUUCUGCCAUGCUGGCACAACAAUUUUUGGCAGUGUUUGUGGGUUUCCUAACUACAUUUACAACCACCAUAGAUUUUUUUUCCUUUUUUUGUAGCAGUGCAAUUUCUGGGCAGUUUUGCUUUCUAUAAAGCUAUUUACCUAGAAACAGCAGUAUGCAAAGGUGCAGGGGGCACAGAUAAGUCAGUCUAGUGAUAGACACGCAGGUGAUAGCACUGGAUCUGUGGUUACAGGCCACAGUGGCAGAUUGCUCCUUGGUAUUCCGCAGUGACAACCGCACAUUUGCAUGCUUGUGUAGUAAAAUGGUGUGUUUCCCUUUUUUUUUAUGCGAUGGGGUAUGCAAAGUGGGAUAAACUCAAACAAUGCUGCUUUUGUGGCAGAGUCUUGAAACAGUUAAAACUGACAUUGACUUAUACAACCCGCCUCCUCCUCUUCCUUUCACAGCCAGACCAUGUGCGCUUGUGACACUCAAUGUGUCUCGUGUGUCUAUCUUUGUCGUGUGCUUUUGUCAUAUUUGCACGCACUGUACAAUAUUUCAUGACAUUUGUUUCGUGGAAUUCACAAUGUCAAUAAAAGGAGUUCACAUUUU
Messenger RNA from Dermacentor albipictus, 6095 nucleotides. RefSeq names its product nuclear cyclophilin protein Moca-cyp (gene Moca-cyp). Lineage: Eukaryota; Metazoa; Arthropoda; Arachnida; Ixodida; Ixodidae. The record is from RefSeq and is a predicted model, not a curated record. Gene Ontology annotation, biological process: protein folding; protein peptidyl-prolyl isomerization. Gene Ontology annotation, molecular function: peptidyl-prolyl cis-trans isomerase activity.